UUCGCUGUUGGGAUCCACAGGUUUAAGUGAGCCAUCGCCCUACAGAGACAACAAGUCAAAAGUGGACAAAAGUCCAAAAGCCUCCAGUCAAUACUUGGCUCUUUUGGUGGCCAAAAUCAGGUCAGUUACCCCAUUUAAGUUGAUUCUGGAUUUUUGAUCAGCCUGAUCCAACCCACCAAACUAAAACGCACAGAUCAUUUCAGCAUGGAAGCGGCCUGGCCCCAAGGUGCGCGCACCGUCCAUGGAAGUCUGUUGACGGCCCUGAUGAAGUCUCAUCCCCAGUAUGGCCGCCAUAUAGCCGGGCCGGUACCUCAGCUUGUGGGCUGCUCGCGCACUGAUCGGGGCGUUCAUGCAGAGGCGCAAGUGGCGCAUGUGGACCUGGUGUCUCUCAGCGACUUGGAUGCUGCCACCUUGAAACGCCGCUGCAAUCAUCGCUUGCCCAGCGACUUGCGCGUGAUGGAUGUGGAAGCGGUUGACCAGAACUUCCACGCAAGGAAAUCGGCGCUUAAGAAGUGCUAUCGCUACGACCUGCUACUUGCUGAUGAGGCAACACCCUUCCAGGCUCGCUACGUUUGGCCCGUGGGUCCCGUCGAUCUGCCGCUGCUGCGCACUGUGGCGGAGCAGUGGAACGGGCGACGCGUGGACUGUCGACCCUUCACGGUGAACUGGCGAUCCUCCUGCAGAGAUGGGACGGACGUCUUUGAUGAAGAUUACUAUGGUCCCCUUCAAAAACAGCUUUCCGUGCGGCUUGAUGGAGGCUUUCCGGCGCUGCGGAUCUAUGUGGAGGCAGAUGCCUUCCUUUACAGGAUGGUGCGUGUGCUGGUCACUGCGCUGGUGGCUGCUGGACAACAUGUCGUGAGACCCCAGGAGUUGGAGGUGGCUGAGCCAACGAGCUUGGCCAUGGCUUUGAAGCGUGUGAAGGGCCAGUGCAGAAUCGCUCCACCCAAUGGCCUCUUCCUGCAGAGAAUUACAUAUGCGGAGGAGGAAAAACAUCGACGCCGAUAG
Messenger RNA from Cladocopium goreaui, 1005 nucleotides. The record is from the annotation of a GenBank genome assembly. NCBI's taxonomy places the organism in Eukaryota, Dinophyceae, Suessiales, Symbiodiniaceae.